AUGGCGGGCAAACGCAAGAAGACGCACUGGGCCGUGCGGCGCAAGCUCAAACGAUCGCGUGGCGACGGUCUACGAAAUGGUGAUGAGGAAGGAGACGGCGACAGUGGGAAUGAGCAGAAAGACCACCGUGCCACUCGGUCAGAGGCGGUCCACGCUGGCUCCUACGCGGCGCAGCGUGUCCGCGUCGUAUCGACCGAUACAAAAUCACUGCCGCCCAAGCGUCGCUAUGGUCUGUGGGUUGCUUUCUGUGGUAAAAACUACAGCGGAAUGCAGAUGAAUGAAGGCGUGAAGACCAUUGAAGCAGAGAUCGAGCGGGCUUUGUUUGAAGCUGGCGGCAUCGCCGAGAGCAACUAUGGUUUCUUGCAGAAGAUUGGCUGGAGUCGAGCGGCUAGAACGGACAAGGGUGUGCAUGCUGCUGGUCAAUUGCUGACAGCCAAGCUUCAUGUGGAGGAAGGUGAUGAGAAUGUAUUGGCUUUUGUAGCUAAGGUGAAUAGCGCUCUGCCAACGGAUAUUCGGGUGCUGCAGAUGGUGACGGUCACCAAGAACUUUAAUGCAAAAAUGAUGUGUGACCAGCGCACCUAUGAGUACUUGGCGCCUACGUUCAUUUUUGCUGAACGGUCACGUCGUGCACGGUUAGGCGAAGGAAAGACAUGUCAAGACGACAGAGAGCAAGAAGCGACCCAAUGGACGACGGAUGCGCACGAUGUGGAGACAGACAAAAGCGACGAAAUCGCAAUUGACAGCUCGACGCUCGAGACACACAAGGCCUUCCGAAUGAAUGAAGAUACGCUGAGAGUGCUUGACUCGACGUUGCAGCACUUUGUCGGAACUCAUAAUUUCCACAACUUUACAUCGAAGUUGGAGCCCACGAAUCCACAGGCGAAGCGCUUCAUCAUUUCGUUUGGGGUUGACCGACCGUUUGUGCAAAAUGACAUGGAGUGGGUGCGCUUACGUGUGGUUGGGCAGAGCUUCUUACUGCACCAUAUUCGCAAGAUGAUCGGCACUGCUGUGGAAAUCGUUUCGGGUAUUUGUGAUCCAUCAACUAUUGAGCGCGCAAUGCAGCUGACGAAGAUGGACUUGCCGAAAGCUCCUAGUUUGGGAUUGUAUUUGGCACAAGCUCACUUUGAGGUGUACAACUCAAAGUUGGCGGAUUCGAUCCAGACCUCACACCCGUUGCUCAAUUUGAAAGAACCAGCGGUCGCGGAAGCGGUGGAGCAAUUCAAGCGUGACUUUAUCUUCGACCACAUCAUAAAGCACGAAGAGAGCACCCGCACUUAUGCAAAGUGGUUGCGGACUAUGGAAGUACUCCCAUUUGACUACAGUUCGAAGCCCUAUUUGGAAUGGAAAAAGGAGAAAGAAGCCGAAGCUACUCGUACAGACCGUGCUGGCCGACGUGAAUUGGCAAAGUUAGCGCGCACGGAAGCUGUUGGUCAUGCAGAUGCUAGUUCGGAGGCAGAAUAA
Molecule: messenger RNA, 1461 nt
Organism: Peronospora matthiolae
Lineage: Eukaryota; Oomycota; Peronosporomycetes; Peronosporales; Peronosporaceae
Source: the annotation of a GenBank genome assembly